UGAGUUAGUCAACGUGCAGGCGUUAGUUACCAGGUUUAGUAUCUACCGUGAAAAUAAACAAAAAAAUUGGCAGUAGAAGAUAGUCAUCGGUGCAGUGGUCUUCUCGAUUUGGGAAGCUCAUGAAGCUCAAAUAAGCUAGCUUGCUAGCUCACAAACUUGAGUGCAUGAACGCUUGAUUUAAGUUUGCCAGUUUGCUGCAGUUUUAAACUGGAGCAUGUUCAAUAAGAAGCCGAGACGAAAUUUCAGAAAAAGGGUGAAUGAAUCAAGCGAAGAAGAAGAACAGGUACAUGAUGAAGAAGGAGCAUGUGGCCUAAGGCAGCGGAACCUGCCGCAAAGCAGGGGCAUUUCCUGCAGCUCCAAGCGGGAGGUGGGUGCCUCUGAGUCGGCUUCGGGCGGCGCGGAAGAUGCCGUCGGUAGCAGCGAGACUGCGGCUGAAAGGAAACCAUCCCCAAACGCCUGGAAGAAAGAAAACCAGGAGAAAAGUGUGCUGAGCUUUUCAGACGAGAAGGAAGUGGAUGGAAGUGAAUUCAAGGUGAAGAAAUCAGCCGACAGAGAGGUUGUCUUCAAAGCUCGGAGAAAAGGAGUCUCUCCGGCCGAACUGACAGCUGUCAAAGACCAGAAGGAUGCUGAUCCGGCGAGCGCGUCCCCUGAUCCGGCGAGCGUGUCCCCUGAUCCGGCCAGCGUGUCCCCUGAUCCGGCCAGCGUGUCCUCUGAUGAGCCGGAGUCUGGAGAGGACGCCGCCGAAGUAGACAUUCACGCUGGGAGUGAUGGCGAUGCAAGCUCAACCUCCAGUUCGUCCCGCGCAUCUGGACCCAGGAUAGGUGCCAUUCCUGACGCUCGGCAGAUCCGCGCAGCCAGGAGACAGCGGCGGGAGGCCCGAGCGCAGAGAGACUACAUCCCCCUGGAUCAGGGGCGCGACAGCACCCCUGGAGCUGGAGAGGAGGAGGAGGAGGAAGAUCGAAGUGAGGACAGCGAUGGCACAGAUGACCACCAGCGCAGAAUCCAGUUUGCGCCCAGGCCCAAAACACUGAGAGAGAGGAUCACGGAAAAGAUCGGUGGGAGCGAGAGUGAGGGCAGUCUCUCUGACAGUCAGGAGGAUGCAGAUCGCAACCUGUGGGAGGAGCAGCAGAUUGGGAAGGGAGUCAAGAGGCUUCAGCAUUCUGGCAGCAGCUCCCCCCAGGAGACAGUGAAGCACAGGAAGAAGUUUGAAAUUCCUGAGUCCCUUCCGCCUGUCAGCAUCGCUGUCAUCAAGAAGAGAGUCGCUACCAAGCUGGAGUCCCUGAGGGAGGUGCACCGCGCACGGGAGGCGGAGCAUCGCAGGAUGCAGCUGGACAUGGACGACGCCCAGGCUGCCCUGGAGCAGCUGGAGAACGGGUCCGCCCACGAGCAGCACAGGUUCUACAGAGACAUGCGGGUCUACAUCCAGAACCUGAUAGAGUGCCUGAGGGAGAAGGUGGUGCAGAUUAACGCAGUGGAGCUGGACAUGCACAGUCUCCUGAGUGACCAGGCGGAGGCGCUGUUGGCCCGCAGGCGUGAGGCGGUGAGGGAGGAGUCCUCUCGCCUGCAGCAGCUCGCCUAUAACACAGACCCAUCCAGCAACGGCCACGGAGAGAAAGCCCAGGCAGAGGCACAGGGAGCCAGGCAGCCCGGUGACUCUGACGAAGCCGAAGCUGGGGGGGGGGCAGCAGACCAGCAGCCUCUGCCCGAGGAGGAGGAAGAGCUGGACAGGAAGAGAGAUGAAAUACUGAGAAGGGCCGAGGACAUCUUCGUGGACGUUCAGGAGAGCUUCUCGGACGUGGGGAAGAUUCUCUCCCGGUUUGAGGAGUGGAGGAGCCAGUUCUCGGAGUCGUACCACAACGCCUACAUCAGCCUGUGCCUCCCCAAACUGCUGGCUCCUCUGCUCAGGCAUCAGCUCGUCGGCUGGAACCCUCUCAAGGAGGACAGUACGGACUUUGAGGCCCUCCCGUGGUAUUCGGCAGCGGACAGGUUCUGUCAUGGACAGGGCUACGAGGAGUCUGAGAACACAGACAGCAAGACUCUCACCUCCAUCAUCGAGAAGACCAUAGUGACGAAGAUCCAAGGUUUCGUGGAGAUGGUGUGGGACCCGCUGUCCUCAGCACAGUCUCGGUGCCUGGCUAAGCUCUGCCGGAGGCUGCAGGACGAUUACUCCGUAUUUGAGGGCGAGCAGAGCAAGCCGGUGAAGGCCUUUGUGGAAGCCGUCGUGGCGAGGAUGAGGAGUGCUGUGGACGAAGAUGUGUUUAUCCCCCUCUAUCCAAAACGGUUUUUAGAUGACACAAGGUCCCCACAAUACCUGUUUCGGGACAGGCAGUUCUAUUCAGCUGUGAAGCUGCUGGGUAGCAUCGCUCUGUGGGAUGGGUUGGUUCCGGAGGAUGUGCUGAAAGAACUGAGCCUGGACAAGCUGCUAAACCGCUACCUCAUGAUGACCCUUCUGAACACGCCUUCUGAGAAGGACUCUGUGGAGAAGUGUAAAAAGGUGGCUGCAUGUUUUCCGAAGUCCUGGUUUGAAGAUGUGAGCAGCAGGUCUCCCACCCCUCAGCUUCAGAACUUCAGCAAUCACCUGCUUCAGACGGCACAUUCGUUGUGUAAGAAGAACCCUGACAUCACCAGCGUCAGGGAUGUUGUAACGGAUGUUUUGAUUCUUCUGAGAAACAUCAGAGCCCUGGACAGUGUAUCGGAUAUAGUGGAAAAAUACCACUUGAAGGGACUCGAAGGACUCGCUGUUUCAUAGAUAGGGUUACCUAGACAACUGUGUUUACUGCUUGGCUCCUUUUUUACUUCCCUGUAACAGGAACAGUCUGUUGAGUCAGUUUCCUGUGAUAUGUAUUUUUAUACAU
This is a messenger RNA of Megalops cyprinoides (Indo-Pacific tarpon), 2855 nucleotides long. RefSeq names its product GC-rich sequence DNA-binding factor 2 (gene gcfc2). The record is from RefSeq and is a predicted model, not a curated record. The transcript has 18 exons. Gene Ontology annotation, molecular function: DNA binding. Lineage: Eukaryota; Metazoa; Chordata; Actinopteri; Elopiformes; Megalopidae. Bases 215 to 2749 code for a protein of 844 amino acids. Gene Ontology annotation, cellular component: nucleus. Gene Ontology annotation, biological process: mRNA splicing, via spliceosome.